AUGCAAAAUACUGUAGAUAUGGAACAAGAAGCAGAAGUGCAAGUCAGCAUAACAUUUGAUGAGCUGCAAUGUUUUGAUAGCAACGACAUUUCUACGUGCGUGUCAAUAAAAUCUGCAUUGAAAAUUUGCCAGAAAAGUGUCGAGAAUCUGAGUGCUAAAACUGUGGAAGUAUUAAGUUUAUGGUUAAGAAAACUUCUCAGAGGCUAUAUAAAUGAGGCUGAAUGCUGCAUAGAGGCUUUUAAGUCUUUGUAUGAGUGGCUGCUGCGUUUGAAGGGCGAAGUGACACCUGAGAAUAAGGCUGCCUGCUCUGAUUUUAUUAUGCUAUUAACUGAUGCUUUGGAUUUUGCUGAGUGGGCAAAGGUUAAGCUACUGACAACUGGCGAGCGUCUGGUGCAUACAACAGCAUUUUUUCUUCUGGCAAUCGUCUAUAGCUGCCUGCAAAUGAGUAAUGAGAGCCAUGUCGAUGCGCUUAAAGAGCAUGAAUCAAAGGCUAUAGAGCUGCAUUUAAAUGUAUUAAAUAUGCUGCAAGAGAUUACAAACUCUUCCACUCGAGUUCAUGCUCGCAUUACACCACUACUCCGACAGAUGGUCGAGAUUGCAGACUUUCUUAGUCUUAAGUUAACACAUCUGAAUGCGUUUGUAAAAACCAGUAAAACAAUGACGAACAUAUGCACACACUACAACUGCCUCGAGUCCAGCCAGAAUGAAGAUAAAGCCAUGCCUGAUUGGCUGCAGGAGACGGUGCUGCAUCUCUGUGACACAGUGCUCAAUGAACUAGAAACAGUUUAUGAACAGCACUCAACAGGUACUGAAGAACACAUGAAAGUUGCUCAAGUUUAUUUAAUAAUGUUACACAAAUUAUUAAACACUAGAGUUAAGCAUAUGGAUAAAAGUGUUUUGGAAGCCCUUAUGUUGCUUUUAAGUGGAGGUGAAAGUAAACCAAACCUUGAUACAGACUCUGAAAUUGCCUUGCUUAUUGCCAAAUACAUGCAUCCAUAUGUUAUGCAAAUUCAUGAGCUUCUCUAUCAGCUUGAAGAUUUUCAAAAGCAUCUAAUUACUUGUCUAACUGAGCCGGCACAAUCCAAUGAGAAUUAUGAUGAGCUUUGCUUGGAUUAUGUAAAUGUUUGCAUUAUAGAUCAUGCGGAGCUUAAUCAGCUUACUUAUCAGACUUUACUAAAGAUUUUUGAAUAUUUGUGCAGAGAUGCUGGCAAUUUUUGUAAUGCUGCGCGUUAUAAACGUAUUCUGGAAACCUUUGGUAGUCUACUCCAUGUAGCCUGCUCUGCACAACUUUUCAAUUACUUUUGCGCUGGAUUGUUUGAAGAGGAUAUCAUAAGGUCUCAAAUCUGCGCAGAUGUGCUGAUGCUGAGCUAUCGCCUGGAAGAGCUACAACCGGGCUGGAGUAAAAACGCUCUAACAAAAAUUACAAAAUAUUGGAUUAAGUGCAAUAAUUCAUAUGCCAUGUUCUCGCAAAAUCUAAGUCAAUUGCAUGUACAGCGUAUGCUAAAGUAUUUUCAUAAUUUAAACAAAAAUCAUGAUCCACCUGUAUUCAAUUUACAUAACUAUCGUUAUAUAAACUGUGUAUCCACCAAAACAGAGCAAGAACAGCAUCUGUGGCUGUUGCAAUUGCAACGUUUACUUCACAGUCCACCAAACGAUAUUGAACAGUAUUAUGAAAUUUUGGCACUAAUGGAGCUGCUUUCGGUCUCAUCGUCAGAUUGGCUGCUGAAAUUGCCACCUAGCAUCAAGGACCUAUUACUUAAGGGCACCUAUCAACGCUUGAAUAAUACCUACUUUAAGCUGGCCCUUAAAGCUAGCUCAGCUACAAAACUGCGCAUCUUACAAGCUGCAAUGCCGCCAAAAUCUGCUGCCAAUACAUGUUGGCACGUGCAAAGAUUUCUGCAUGAGUGCAGGAGCAGCGAAAACGCGCAGCUUAAGUCUCUAGCAGAACAGUAUGCACCUGACACAGAGGUGCGUGCACUUUUAGAGACCCUACAGCCAACGCUUCCUCUUCCUAAAGUCAACACAUCCAAUCUGCAAAUUAGCUACGCUAAGCUCGCAUAUCAAAGUAACCAAACGCAUCGUUGCAAACAGGCAAGUCUGAAGCGCAAACGUGCCGAGUAUGAGCCAAAGUAUAUUCUGGGACAGCUUGAGCAGAAUGCAGAGCAGUUAAGCGUCUGCUCCGCUGAAUUAGAUGCUACCGACCUACAGCAGACUUUCGCGUGCCGUCGUUUGGCUUCUGCCCAGCACCAAUCAGCCAGAGCCAGUGGCACCGGCAGUGGCAGAGGGAUACAGCCAGAGUCAGCCGGAGUGCGCGUACUCAUACCGAUGGAGACUGGAGACCCAAGAAUCAGAGACCCCAAGCCAGACAGCCCGUCGCAGACGUUCAAGGGGCCGAGCAGCAUGGGGCAGCGGUCGAGGCCGAGAGCGACCAUCAGACACAUCAGCAACAGGGCCAACCGCAGCAACAGCAGCAGCAGCAACAGCAACAACAGCAGCAGCAAUCCUCGCAGCAACAACAACAACGAGGGGAUGGCAUAUCAGGCGACACGCUGUCCUCAUUACCACAAGCAUCGUUCAACUAUAUCAACUCCAUCGUUGGCAGCGGCGUCAUCGGCAUACCCUAUGCUCUGCACCGAGCCGGCUUUGGCCUGGGCCUUGCACUGCUCAUCCUGGUGGCCUACAUAACCGACUAUUCGCUCAUACUGAUGGUUAGAUGCGGUCAUAUCUGCGGUCGAUUCAGUUAUCCGGGCAUCAUGGAGGCUGCCUAUGGCAAAUACGGCUACU
This is a messenger RNA of Drosophila hydei, 2784 nucleotides long. Its product is annotated as putative sodium-coupled neutral amino acid transporter 11. Lineage: Eukaryota; Metazoa; Arthropoda; Insecta; Diptera; Drosophilidae. The coding region runs from base 1 to 2685 and encodes 894 amino acids. The record is from RefSeq and is a predicted model, not a curated record. Gene Ontology annotation, molecular function: amino acid transmembrane transporter activity. The transcript has 13 exons. Gene Ontology annotation, biological process: amino acid transmembrane transport.